UAGUGUUCUCUGCCUUGAGCAAAACUAAGUAUUUGGUGCAACUACCAUUUUUUGUUUGCUUACAUCUGAUAUUGGCCGAGGCCUGCAGACUGGACGUGUGUUGAAGAGUACCAGUUUCAACCCAUCCUAGUUUGUGACCUUCAAAGCGCUGUUUCAUGGCAUAGGUACUUGUUUGAUGGUAUUGGGUAUUGACACUUUUGUUUCUGUGGAAACAGAGUCAUCCCAUGACUUACAAAAAUCAGCUCAUAGGAUUGUGGAUGAGCCUUGAAGACAGCUGUUUUAAGAGCAGCCACAGGAAUAUUUUGUGAGAAAAUCAGCUUUUUGUAGGCUGUACAGUAGUCAAUUUAUGUGGCACCAAUAAUUACGAGCGAGCGAGCGCAGCGAGCGAAGCGAGUCUUUUCAAUAUAACGCAAAAAUCUCAGUAUUAGCGGCCCGGCCCGGCCCGGCCUGUAACGCUUUUGAGAGGCUUAUAUCUCAGCAACCGCUGGACCGAUUGGCCUGCGGUCUUUUUUGCUGGGUAGCCCCAUCCCUUCUACCCCGUAAUUGACUACUUUUGAUGCAUCUCAGUGACCGUCGUGGCACGUGCCACGUGAAAAGUCAAGGGUGUUCAAGCUGUUUUGCAAAAGUAUUCAUUUUGAGAGGCUCAUAUCUCAGCAGCCGCUUGGGCGAUUGAAUUGCGGUAAUUUUUGUAGGGUAGCAGCAUCCCUUCUACCAAAAAUAGGAUACUCUCGAUGCAUGUGGGUCACCCCCAGUGCACGUGCAAAAUACAACAAUAAGAGGUGUCAACUUUGUUCCCAUUUUAAUAACUCGGUAAUUACUGGGGCGAUUUCGCUGAAACUUGGCAUACAGGUAGGCACCCACCAGGCAAUGCAUUCCCAUGUGUUGCGGUUAAGGUGCUACUGCACGUGCGCACGUGCAGGGGGCGCUUCCAGAUCUCGAGAACGACUGGGCCGAUUGCGCUCAAAUUUGGUACACGGUUGGAGACCGGUUAGUAGGGUGCCGUGCAAAAGUCAGUUUGGACCACGUUUGCACGUGCGCACGUGCAGAAUGCCGCUUCCAGAUCUCAGGAACGGCUGGGCCGAUUGCGUUCAAAUUUGCAACACCGCUAGCGACCGGUUAGAAGGGUGCUUUGCGCAAGCCCGUUGGAAGUACCCUCUCGCUCUUCCGCACGUGCAGGGCUCACUAUCUCGCUCGCUCGUUCUUCGCCCAAAAGGCGUUUUACUGGUAUUAAAUUGAGAGAAACAUGUAUACCUAUACAUGUAUCAUUUUUGCAUUGUGUGCGAUUUUUUUUUGGCACCAGGUCACAUAGGUCAAAUCACCAGCUCAGGUUAAGUUUGUUCCUCAUAUUUCUAGCUUGCUUAGUUUUUGAGUAAACUGGGUGUGACCAAAUGUGCACCACCAGGCUCCCUUUCCUGGUGAAGCUGGUUGAGACCCCAGCCAGGUAUGGGGGCAAAUGACUUCAAUUGAUUAGUAAUUAUUAAACCACUAAUUGCUCAUUUUGGAGCUGGAUAUGAUAACAUUAGUAUUACGCUUUACAUGUUCCAGUGUUGUGAAUAAGUGACAUACCUCAAGCUAUAAGAAGUGGGCAGCCAUGCUUGAGGACAACAGUUCUUCAGAUGAAAAAAUCUCAGCCAUGCUCCUGUCUGACCCAUGCUAUCGGAAGUAUGCUGCUCUGAAGAGAAGAUGUCAGGCUGUUGACCAGGAGAACCAGCGGCUGGUGGGCCGCGUGUACCACGUGCAGCGCCAGGUGCGUCUGGCGCGCCGCCAGUGCCGGCUGGUGGCCGCCCGGCUGGAGCAGCACGGCGACGACUACUGUGUGGCGGCGCAGCGCGCGGCCGACGCCGAGCUGGACGUUCGGGACGACGGAGGCGCGCCGGGCCGACGGGCCGCCGCUGCCGAGACGGUGCCCAAGUCUCGGCUGAAGUCUGAGAAGAAGCCGAAGCGCCGGUUGAACGAGCCGAAGCGGCCCUCGAACCCGUUCUUCCAGUACUGCCAAGAGCAGCGCGGCCACAUGCUCUCGCAGAUGAAGGGACAGAGUCCCGCCGGAGUGACGAAGGCGGGCGUCACCAAACAGCUGGCGGCCAACUGGAGCCGCAUGUCCGCUCAGCACAAACAGAAGUACGUGGAGCGAUACGAGGAGGACAAGCGACAGUACGCCAUCGCCAUGCAGAAGCUGCAGAGCGGCGGCACGCAGGGUACCUCCGGACCGUCGUGAGGGACAUCUCCGGACUUAAGUCGGUAGGCUGAGGGCCAGAGCGCCCAACGAUUGUAGUUUGCGCGUCAAAACAGUGUCUGAAGGUCGAUCACCAGACUGCGGCCGGCGGACAUCCUUAAAGGGACUGUCCCACCUUUGCAUUAGUUCUGAGUUGAGAUAGCCAAGUUGGCGGCCAGGUUCAGAAACCACUAUAUAUCCUGGUCGCAAUAUCCUCAGUUUCGUGGUGUUAAAGAAAUUCGUUUCCUUCAUUUGAAAAGUGGGCCUUAGCUAAGGCCCUAUCUCUUAACUAUUAACGGCCAUUUGAUGACGUCAUUUGCAUUUUGAACGCCUGUCACGCAUGUGAAGUUUCACUUGAUUUACGAAUAAGCUAAUCAGAGACACUUGUUAUUGUAUGAGCCGCGUCAUAUUUGAGAGCAAAUACCUAGAUUUGCUGCCAAAUUUCCCCCACAUUGACAUGAAGUAAAUCCUUCAUUACGUCACAGAUCCGAUCUAAAUGACGUCACGAUGAAAUAUAAAAGUCGCAAUAUCUCAAAAAGUAUACAAUGAAAACGCGUAAAAACUUGCAGAAGUACAAUAUCAUGAGUAACAUUUCCGAAUCCUAAAUGGUACUUUUUUGAAGGUGGGAUAGUCCCUUUAAAACACAAAUGUGAUCGUGAUGAUGGAUCUGUUCAACUAGGCCAGACUACAGUCACAGUCUACAUAGUGCCUCCUGGUCUGCUCAUGAGUGCGGUCUGAAGUAUCUAGUCUAAGGUCUGACAAGUAUAUGUUUACCAGUACCAUUCUGGCGUCCAAAGGCAAAAAGACGUAAGCGCCACGAACAUAAUUUUACAGGAGAGCUUUUUUAGUGUUUUGCAAUGGCCUUGUGAAAAGAAAAAGUGAUACCGAGUUUAGUAUCAUUAGGACCGUCAUAGUUUAGCAAAUCCAUGUGUUGCAUUUUUUUUACAUAUAACUUUAUCCGUUUUCUCAUAAAUCAAAAAAAUGCUUUCUUCUAUGGCUGGCGUAGUUGAGUUCGGUCCAACGUAACUGGCAAAAAGACGUAAGAAACAUCUAAAAUUAACGCUGGACGUUUGCGUCUUUUUACCGCUUUCUCCCUAGUGCUGAAAUCUUAGACACAAAAAGGAAGAUUAGCGUAUUUGGGCAGAUACGUUUUUUACCUUGGCCGCGGAUGUUGAACAACACACGAUGGCACCGACCAAAAAGCCGCAUGUCCCAUGUACGUCUUUUUUCCUCGGCCGAUCUCUGAACAAUUGUGGUAGUUUACAAGCCGCCGGGUGGUAACCAGCAUGCUGUUUUGAUGACCAAAAACAAUUCAUUCAUUCUCAUUAAUUUAUUGUGGAAAACGGCGUCAGAAAACGACAGCGACGGCGAAUGAGCUGUAAUUCUGCCGUACAAAGCUGAAAAAGCGUAUCUCGCAUUUAGCAAGUUUUACAGGAGAGCACUUUUUGUCUUUUGCUCAAUUAAUUGAAAACCAAAUGGCCAAUCACCAUAAAACUGAUAUCAUGAUAUUCCUUGUUACACGACCAAUCUCAUUAGUGGCGUUAUACACGAGAAUUAUAUUGUUAAUUUGAUAUAAACGUCGAAGAAAGUAGAUACGCUUAUUUCACCUUUGUUCGGCUGAUGCCAAUGCAGAUACGCUUCAACCGUAUGUACAAACAAUGAGCGCAUCUUCGUUUCUUGUCUUCGAUGCAC
Molecule: messenger RNA, 3904 nt
Organism: Amphibalanus amphitrite
Lineage: Eukaryota; Metazoa; Arthropoda; Thecostraca; Balanomorpha; Balanidae
Product: FACT complex subunit SSRP1-like
Exons: 5
Coding region: 1592-2215 (207 amino acids)
Molecular function (GO): transcription cis-regulatory region binding
Source: RefSeq, a predicted model, not a curated record